AUGAUCGCACUAUCAAUCAGUUCGCUAAUCAACCAUAUUCGUCAGGGCGAUCCUGCGAUAGAAAUAUAUAAGCAGGCCACUCUUGGGGAUGUCGACUUCAUCACUGGUGACUACCUCGCCGAGGUCAACAUUGCUCAAAAUGCGGAAGCGUUCGCUUUAGGCUCGCAUCCCGGGUUCGAAACGUCUGAACUCAAAGGCCUAGAGAAGACACUGGAUGCGAUUAACGACAAGCGUAUUAAAGUCGCUAUAAAUGGUGGUGCACUCAACCCCAAGGGACUGGCCGAGAAGGUUGCCUUGGGGGACUUUUCUGGAUUUACAGAACCUCAGUACGGUGGACUGGAUCGUUUCGUCGACCCUGGACUUCCAAUUGCCGAGGUUCAUGACAAGGGGUCUUGCGUGAUUACCAGGCAUCCCAGGACCAGAGGCGUCGUAAACGAAGACACCAUCAAGUGUCAGCUACUAUAUGAGUUGCAAGCGCAAGGCAAAGACACAAAGGGGGUUUUAGAAGUGGCAAAUAUUUUCAAAGACAUUUCUCUUAAACAUUUUUCUGGAUUUCAUUGUGCCCUAAAUAUAAGUACUGCCAUCCUAAGGCCGUACAUCGCGUAUUAUCCCGCCCUAUGCCAGCAGGCUCAUCUGAAGGAGAUGGCGCACUUGAUGGAAAUUAAUGAAUUCGGACAGGCUAUUUUAACAUCCUCCUAUCCUGCCGGUGGUGCACCUGCCUUUUCGGGCCAGGCCUCAACUCCUAGGAAUAGUUACAACACUAGCAACCCUGUCGCCUACACAGGCUCACAUAGAUCUAUUCGUCUUGGAGAUAUUGCUCUUGAACGAUCAGUAGACGGAGGGCCAAAUCUCAAUGUCUGUGUAUUUGUACGAACAGAGAAGCAAUGGGAGUGGCUACGGUCAUGGUUAUCAUAUGUGAGCCUAUACAGCUCGCUAUAG
This is a messenger RNA of Metarhizium acridum CQMa 102, 939 nucleotides long. The record is from RefSeq and is a predicted model, not a curated record. Lineage: Eukaryota; Fungi; Ascomycota; Sordariomycetes; Hypocreales; Clavicipitaceae.